Molecule: messenger RNA, 2058 nt
Organism: Gossypium raimondii (Peruvian cotton)
Lineage: Eukaryota; Viridiplantae; Streptophyta; Magnoliopsida; Malvales; Malvaceae
Product: mitotic checkpoint protein BUB3.3
Exons: 15
Coding region: 169-1851 (560 amino acids)
Biological process (GO): mitotic spindle assembly checkpoint signaling; positive regulation of translational elongation; positive regulation of translational termination
Cellular component (GO): phragmoplast; kinetochore; mitotic checkpoint complex
Molecular function (GO): ubiquitin binding; translation elongation factor activity; ribosome binding
Source: RefSeq, a predicted model, not a curated record
GAGUCUUCAACCUUUUUUGCCCUUCGGCUCCAUCCAGGCUAACUUAUCUCUCACUGAAAUCAAGAUUCUAGAUUCAGGGUUUCUCACCAAUCAGCUAUUGUGAAACUUGGGAAAAUUUCACUUGCCUACACUCCUUCAAGAAUUGAACUCUCCUUGGACGCAUUUGCAAUGAACGGAUCUUGUUUGGAAUUCAAGAAUCCGAUCCAAGACGCGAUUUCCAGGGUCCGAUUCGCGCCGCAGUCCAACAACCUCCUCAUUUCUUCUUGGGACCCCUGUCUUCGACUGUAUGAUGUGGAUUGUUCUCAACUUAGAUUAGAAGCUCCGUCCGAGGCUGCGCUUCUCGACUGUUGUUUCCAGGAGGAAUCUGUCGCUUUCAGCGCUGCCUCUGAUGGUUCUAUUACAAGGUAUGAUUUGCAUUCUGGAAUCAGCAAUAAAAUAGGAAAUCAUGAUGAUAUAGCAACAUGCGUGGAAUAUUCUACUGAAACUCGUCAAGUGAUUACUGCAGGUUUUGAUAAGAAGAUCAUAGCCUGGGACAUUUUUGGAGCAAAACCACUUGUGUACCUGAGAAAUCUAGAUGCAGAAGUGGAGUCAAUGUCACUCUCUGGAUAUGAAUUAAUAAUAGCUGUCGGAUCAUCAGUAGAUAUUUAUGACUUGCGUAACUCAGACAAAUGUGUUCAAUCAAAUAAAUUUUGUAUGGAUGUUCCAAUACGAUGUGUCUCCUCAAUUCCUUAUUUGAAAGGAUAUGCAGUUGGAUCGGUAGAUGGACGAGUAAAAUUAGAGAUUUCAUAUCCGUCCAGUUCAAACAAUAUCGGGUAUAUGUUCCGAUGUCAUCCAAGAUCAAGAGAUGGAAGAAACCAUCUAGUACCAGUGAAUGACAUUGCAUUCAACCCAUUCAUCUCAGGUGCUUUUGUCACCGGUGAUAAUGUGGGUUAUGUUACAGCAUGGGAUGCUAAAAGUAGAAGAAGACUCUUUGAGUUGCCUGAUUGCGCAAACAGUAUUGCGUCCUUGACAUACAACAAUGAAGGACAAAUUUUGGCUGUUGCAUCAAGCCAUACUUACCAAGAGGCCACUGAAAUAGAAAAACCCCCACAAAUAUUUGUGCAUAAACUGGAGGAAAGCCAUCUCGGAUCAGUUUCUGAUGGAAGUUCAAGCAGGAAAAUCACCGGCAGAGUCUGCCAAAUCAAUCUAUUUGAGUUGACACUGGGGCCCAAAGAAGCCCACGUGGAAACAUCUCAAGCUGAGUAUCAGUUCCACGCACUAACUAACUCGUUCACUCUCCUUACUCUCCCUCGAUUUCCCACUUCGAAGCUUUGCUUUGAUCCGUAUCUCUCGCUUUCUCCAAAAACUUGCGAAUUCUUUAGCUUCGUCGCCAUGUCUGAUGAAGAUCAUCAUUUUGAAUCUAAAGCUGACGCCGGAGCUUCUAAGACAUUUCCACAGCAGGCAGGCACCAUUAGAAAGAAUGGUCAUAUCGUCAUCAAAAGUCGGCCUUGCAAGGUUGUGGAAGUUUCAACUUCCAAGACUGGGAAGCACGGACACGCCAAAUGUCACUUUGUUGGAAUUGAUAUCUUCACUGGGAAAAAGGUGGAAGAUAUAGUUCCUUCGUCUCACAACUGUGAUGUUCCUCAUGUCAAUCGCACUGAUUACCAGCUGAUUGAUAUCUCCGAGGAUGGAUUUGUGAGCUUGCUGACUGAAAGUGGGAACACUAAGGACGAUCUGCGGCUUCCAACUGAUGAAUUUCUGCUUACACAGAUAAAGACAGGAUUUGCAGAGGGGAAGGAUCUGAUUGUGACAGUGAUGUCAGCAAUGGGUGAAGAGCAGAUCUGUGCUCUGAAAGAUAUUGGCCCCAAGUAAAUUCCUGGGGGGCGUCCUUCACAUUUCACAUUUAGUGCAUGGAAUGGGUUUUGCUAAUUUAGUGCAUUCUUUAAGACCAUUUAAAUUUAAUUUAUUUUAAAUAAUUGACAAUUUUAUUUGUCAUUUUUUAAAGAUAUUUCUCUUAGAUAAUAAUUUAAGGUCGUUAAUAAUAAUUUUUGACAUGUUUUACUGUAUCAAAAGUGUAUU